AACUUCAUUAGGACAACAAUAAAGCUCAAAUUUAUAUUAACUUAAGCUUUCACCUUUGAACAAUCAGGUUCGCAUAAUAAUCAUAAUAUUUUGCCAUUGUCGGGGAACGUACGGUCGAGCGCAACAUGCCUGGUUUUGAGUAUUCCUCAAGCCCUCCAUCAACACCAAAUAGAAGCACCAGUAGUAGAUACAGUUUUGGAACUUCAAACAAUCCAUCGACUACGCCAGCUGGAGCUCCCGCUUCAUCAGCUGGCUCUUAUACUCCUGCUGGUCCAGCACCAUCAUCAUUUCUUGGAAGCACGAUGGGAAGCCCAACACCCAACAAGUCUGCUUUUGGAUACUCGGAAUAUUCACAGCAAUCAGACUUCGGCCACUCUCAAUCAGACUUCGGUCAUUCUGAGCUUCAAAGUCCACAAUUUUCCUCUCCUCUCUUCACGCGGCCAGCAGCAAGACAGCAGAGAGUGGUGUUUGGAAGCAAAUCUGAAAAGUCGCAAAGGAAUUUACGGUCGCCAUCGAGAAGUGAGGAGGAAGAUGAUGAGGAAGAUGAUGAGGAAGAUGAUGAAAAUACUGGAUUUGAUACAAAAACUCGUAAUCGCUACGCGGAUUCAUACAAUGAUGACCAAGAUAUGGGAAGCGAAGAUGGCAGCUACGAGGACGACGACGUGAACGAUUAUCGAGGAACAAAGGCAAUGGACAGCAAUAUAUUUAAUCAGCACAGCAAUUCAGUUCGAUUUACCAGCACAUCUGGCGGACAAACGCGCCAGAGCAAGGGGAACGAACUGGUGGAUUUCCAAGUUUCUUUGGCGCAAUCACAAGCAAAAAAGGUACCAGCUUCGGAUUUUGCUAGUAUUGCGAAAACCUUAUCUCAAAGCCAGGGAAUUCCAGCUGUGGACGAAGAAGACGAUUUAAUAUUAAAGACGGAGGCGAUAAUUACAAAGCUCUACGAACAGGGUGUGGGGAAGGCUGAUAAUGAGGAAAAACUCCAACGUGCUCUGGCCGUUAUACCUAGCGAGUUAACGGCGCUGUGGCAGGAGUACAACGAACGAGGCGCAGUUUACAAUAAAAAAGAGCACGCUUUAUUCAUUGGCCCAGGUCCAGCAGCAUCAGAUUUUACGAAAGCUAAUUACCUGGCUCAUCUUGCAUUGCAAAUUCAUCACUCUAAACCGGUGGAAAAAGGGCUUGGAACUGUGGUCAAACCUCUUCCCAACAUUAUGCUGGAUUGGCUAGACGUAAAUCAUAAUCCAUUUCCGGGUCAACUUCUGGAGGUUCAAUCCACCAGACCGGGCCCUGCUUCGCAUCGCUUAUUCUGGACAACAGUACUUAACAACGUCCUCCGUGGGAGACUUACAGAUGCUAUCAUUUGCCUCAAAAAUAGCUCUUGGAUGUUCGCAUGGUCAGAUGCAGAUGAUAUUAAUGCUCAAGGAGGAGCAGGAGGCUUUACUGGGAUAGCCUUGGCUAACGUUGAAAAGGUAGUGGAGGAUGCGGUUAAUGUUUUGUCUUUAUGCCCUGCAAUACAGGGAGACUGGAAUAUUCAUGGGAGUGAUUGGAAAGUAUUUCGACUUAGGAUAUCACAGGCCACGGAGGAUUUAAAACAAUUCGCAGAAGGGAGCUCUCACCCUGCAUCGGGACGAUUUGGCAAGUCUUCCAUGAGAGGUAGUCAAGGUGGAGAUUAUAGUACCCUUGCAAAGAGAGCUGCAAGUAGGGUACCUUGGAAUGUCUACCAGAAUCUUCUUACGCUUUACAGUUUGGUUAUGGGGGAGACUAUUCCUAUUAUUGAAAACUCCCAGGAUUGGUGUGAAGCAACUAUCGGUUUAUUUGUAUGGAACGAUGAGGAGAAGGAUGACAAGCGGUUAGCUCCUGGGCGGUCGAUUAGUAGCUUUCGCGCUUCUGCCAUCAAUUACGGUCCUGAAAAUGAUCUUCGCAAACUUCGACGCGCCUUUGAAAUUGUCGUUGCUAGCAAUGCUGACUUUCACAUCAAUAGCAAUGAUAUGGUUGAGGUGGGGUUAGCUUGCCUAUUUCAAGGCGACACUGAGUCCCUCAUCUGUAUCUUGCGUGCUUGGUCUGGACCUGUAUCUUCAGCUUUAGCUGAGGUUGCAUCAUUGGCUGGGUGGCUUCCUCGCACUGAACCACAAGAACUACUCACAAACGGCGAACUUGACCAAGGAGAUCUUGAUCUUCUUAGUUUUGACAGACCAGCAUUACAGGAUGGGGUCAAAGAUCUUACAUUGAUUACAUAUGCAAGGUCAUUACAAGAGAUGCCAGAGUUAUCUGCCGUGAUUGGAAACACAGAGGUAACCAAGGAAGGCUGGGAACUAGCGAUCGCUGUAUUGGGUAGGCUUGACUCAGAAAAAAGAUCGGAGGAGAUGGUUGGGGAGAUCAUGAAAACAGUCAAGCUCGAUAGUGCUGGGAUUGUCGAUAAACUUUGGCGAUUGCUCAGUGAUCUUGACAUGAGGUCUCAAGCCGAGGCGAUUGCAAUGGUAUAUUUUUAUGGUCUCUCAAUGCCUGUACAUCAUUUGCUAACAACAUAUAGUCAUAUGCCGAUUCGCUUGCCCGAGACAAUAUUUCGCCUGGUGAAGCCUUGUGGUAUUAUGCUUUAGCUCAUAAUUCUGAUAAGGUCAAGGACGUCCUUGAUACCCUCAUUCAAUUAUGUCUAGUCUACUCAACAGCUUAUCCUUCAGAGUCUGAGCUCGAUGACCACUUACAGCGUCUAAUUUCCUCUCCAAAAGACGCUUUAAAUGAAAUGUCUAGCAUGGAUCUUGAAGCGGCAGAGCUUGUUCAUACUUCUUUGAGUGGCUACGCAACACUCCGAAGAUUUUACAGCCUUAGAGAUCAAGAAGUCACAUCAUCACCAAGUUCUAAGCCACCAAUGGGCAUAAUCGCCAGAAGGUCAGAAGCAGCCAAUGCUUUACUAGCACUCAUAAUCAGUUCCGACGAUAACAUUCGUGGUGGCAUCUACGAUGAAGAUCGCAAAGCCGUUAUCCCCGUUCAUUACAUUUUAGCACUCUUAGGCGAAGCCAUGCCUUUCGUUAAUCAACCCGACUCCCUUCUCAGUACCUCCCAAAUUGACAUUCUCCUCCGCACAAUCGAAGAUAUCCAAGGAAUCGGUCCUCGCAUCUACUCCGUAUGCAACGCUUUUCUCGAAACAGUCAUCAAGAGCGGCUCGGGUCUUAAAGGUUCUAAUCCCAUGGAUUUACUAAGCAAAUCGAGUUCAGGUACGAGUGGAAGUUUCGCUAUGGUAGGUAGUUCAAUGAUAGCGUCACAAUUCCACAAAUCGGUUUCAGCGACUGGAUUAUUGAACAAGGGGGAUAUUAAGAGGGGUUGGGAUUGGAGAAAUGGGAUUACGGCGGGUAUAACGGCAGAAGAUAUUUUGAGGGUGUUGAGGCUGGGGUUGGCGAAGGAUUUGGCGAAAGCUUGGUUGCAGGAGUCCGAUGAUAUCUUGUGAGACGGAAAUGAAGAUGUAUGAAUGGCAUGUGAGAAUUGUGCAUUGGGAAUUUUACGGCUGGCGAGGAGUAUGGUUGGGAAUCUAAUAUGAACAAGAACACAAUAGGUCCUGUGGUUAGUAUUUGGGUGAUGCAAUGCAGGGAAAUGCCCUAUGCAUAUAGAUAACGUUGUAUCACAUGGCAUGCCUGGCGUUUUGUCUUCGGCUGGGCAGAGAAAUUGAAUAGGAAUAAAAAAGUCUUGAUAC
Molecule: messenger RNA, 3685 nt
Organism: Sclerotinia trifoliorum
Lineage: Eukaryota; Fungi; Ascomycota; Leotiomycetes; Helotiales; Sclerotiniaceae
Source: the annotation of a GenBank genome assembly